AUGCCAAGCACGUCGAUAUUGGCGGCGCUGACCGCUGGCACAGCUGGAGCUUUAUUCGUUGGCUAUUGCAUCUACUAUGAUCGCAAGCGUCGCGCCGAUCCCGAAUACAAGCGUAAGGUGCGCGAGCGACGACAGCGUGAGGAGGAAUAUUCAAAGCUGCUGCUCCUGAGCGUCGAUGCUGAUGGAGAUGCAAGUUCGUUAAGUGGCGGCGGCGGCAUGCAGCAGCUACUGGAGAACGAUCCGUACAUGGAGUUGUGCUUCCUCAAUGAGAUCAAGCUGGGCGAGCAGCUGGUCAGCCAGGGCCAGGUGAGUGAGGGGCUGAGUCAUCUGUCCAAGGCGAUCAUGAUGUGCGCCCAGCCGACGAUGGUGCUGGAGACGCUGCAGGAAUCGCUGCCGGAGCGCCAGCAGCAGCAGCAGCAGUUCGAACAAGGACGUUAG
Messenger RNA from Drosophila busckii, 438 nucleotides. RefSeq names its product mitochondrial import receptor subunit TOM20 homolog. Gene Ontology annotation, molecular function: transmembrane protein transporter activity. The record is from RefSeq and is a predicted model, not a curated record. Lineage: Eukaryota; Metazoa; Arthropoda; Insecta; Diptera; Drosophilidae. Gene Ontology annotation, biological process: tRNA import into mitochondrion; protein import into mitochondrial matrix; protein targeting. Gene Ontology annotation, cellular component: mitochondrial outer membrane; mitochondrial outer membrane translocase complex. Bases 1 to 438 code for a protein of 145 amino acids. The transcript has 2 exons.